AAGAUAAGGAGGAGGAGGAGGAAGGUUUUUUUUUCUUUCAGCCACAUGUUGCUGUGCUUCACUAAAGGGCUGCAGCAGCCCGAGCCACCUCGCCUGUGCCGCCACCUGUAGCAGCAAGGAGGAGGAGGAGGCGGAGGAGGACAUCUUUCAUCUUCAGUGGCCUCGGCGAGUCAGAGAGCUCCUCGGCGGACGCAGAUGAAAGCGCCAUGCCUGGACUCAUCAACAAGGAGAACCGGAGCCCUCUACCCCUCAGCAUCUCUGACAUCACUUCCUGCGUCAGAGGCUACACCCAGGCCAUGACGGCUUCCAUGGCGUACGAAAACAUAGAGGACCAUGCCAUCGAAGGGAUUUUCAUCUACCCGCUGGAGGAGAAAGCCAUUGUCGUGGGCUUCGAGGCCAUGAUCUCCAGCCAGAUCAUCACGCUGCAGAUCAAAGACAAGGCCAAGAUGGACGACUGUUACAACGGCGUGCCAAACGGAGCACCACCUAGCGGCGUUGGCCACGUAGUCCUGGACGAGGACUUGGAGAGGACGGUGCUCGUCGUCAACCUGGGCCUCAUCCCUCCCUUGGAGACGGUCCACAUCCUGGUCAGCACUUCCUGCGAGCUGUCCACUCUGCCCAGCGGCGGCAUCAGCUUGUCCACGCCGGCGGUUUGCACGCCGCGUGUGCAGAGGAGCAUCAACGAGGAGCAGGGCUUGUCCCCCAACUUCUCCAGAGUGCGAGACAGACAUCCCUCCAGCCCACACGAUGCAGCUACCAGCAGCCCUCAAUUCUGUUUGGCUGCUCUGCUGGAGGAUGAGGCCAUCAACUCCAUGGACUACCAGUUCAACUUCCAGCUGGAGAUACGAGCCCCUUAUCUCCUCGCAGGUGUGGAGAGCCCGUCUCACGCCAUCCGAGCCGACGCCGACCCUCUGGCCCGCUCGGCCACCAGCGUGGUCAUCACCCUGGCGGACAAGUACACUUACGACUGUCCGGUGAAGAUCCUCAUCUACCCCAGCGAACCCCACGUGCCUCAGGUGCUCAUGGAGAGCGGAGACAUGACGCCGGACGAGUACGACGAGUUCCUCCGCGGCCGCAGCGACUUCAUCAAGGCUACCAAGAAGGAUUCCAGCGACGAGAAGAAGGUGGAGAUCAUCCACAGGCGUCUGCACAAGGACGUGCUCCACAACCCCGUGGUGAUGCUCAACUUGUGUCCCGACCUCAAGCCUGUCCGCUCCGACCUGAGGAAGGUGCACGGCGAGUUCAUCUUCCUCAUCGACCGCAGCGGCAGCAUGAGCGGCGUCAACAUCAACCGCGUCAAGGAUGCCAUGGUGGUGAUCCUCAAGAGUCUGGUACCAGGCUGCCUGUUCAACAUCGUCAGUUUCGGCUCCACCUUCAAAUCUCUUUUCUCUGCCAGCCAGAACUACCAGGAGGAGGCGCUGCAUUUGGCCUGCGAGUACGUCCGCAAGAUCCGAGCCGACAUGGGGGGCACCAACAUCCUGGCGCCGUUAAAGUGGAUCCUGAGGCAGCCCAUGUUCAGCGGACACCCGCGUCUGCUCUUCCUGCUGACGGACGGGGCGGUGAGCGACACGGGCAAGGUCAUCGAGCUGGUGCGCAGCCACGCCCGCUACGUCAGAUGCUUCACAUUCGGCAUCGGGCAGAGCGCGUGCAGGAGGAUGGUGCAGCAACUGGCCGCCGUGUCCAAAGGGACAGCUGAGUUCCUGGCGCAGGGCGAGAGGCUCCAACCGCGCAUGAUCAAGUCCCUGAAGAAGACCAUGCGCCCGGUCCUCAGUGACAUCUCCAUCGAGUGGCUCUUCCCCGAGACCAAGGAGGUCCUGCUUUCCCCGGUGGGCAACACCUUCCUGUAUCCUGGCGACAGUCUGAUCGGGUACGCCGUGGUUUGCGACGCCACCCGCUACCACACCAACCCCAGAUCUGACAAGAGACGGCGAUACAGCAUGAUGCGCUCUGUGGGCUCGGGGAGCUCCGUCUUUUACCACUCCCAAGAGGAGGACCUGCUGAGGACCCCUGCCGACAAAGAAACACCUCGGGGCGUUCUGCACGACCCCAACCGGGACACCGUGGCGGACACCAACUCGGUCGACGACGACGCGUCGGGCCUGGAGGCUCAGGCGAGGAGGCGAGCGUACAGCACCAACCAAAUAGCCGAGCACCUCCCGGCUAAGAAGUACACCUCCAGUGAUCCCAGCUCCGUCAUGCCCAAGAACCCUCUGAGGAGAGCCCAAGUCCAGGAGCUGCUCGGCCACGUGAGCCCCGAGCACGAAACCCACUGGAGGAGAGACUUCCAGCCUCAGCUGGCCAGUCUGUGCGCCGCGUCUUCGGAAGAGCGUCCUCCUGGGGUCCAGGAACCUCCGCCGGGGGAGGCGGGCUCGGAGGCUCGGGAUAGCGCGGCGCAAGCCCGGGAUGGCAACGUCGCCGGAGAGGACGGAUCCAGGUCAUCCACAGAGAGUCCGUCCAUAGGCAGCGUGGGAGAUGCAGAAGGAUACAGCCACCAGCUCUGUCAGCCCGAAACGCCGCAGGACAUCCUAAGCGUGGACGCGGCGGCCCGACGGCGAGGCGAGUGCAAGGCGGUGGUGUCGGGGGUGCUCUGCGGGAAGGCGGUCCACUGGGAGGUGCUCUUCGACGUGGAGCCCUUCCUGAAGGGGCGGGAGCGCGAGGAGAAGGUCCACGAGGAGCUGUGGAACGAGACCUUCCACCAUCUGGCCGCGCGCUCCAUCAUCCACGACUUCGAGCACAUGGCCGACAGGGAGAGCGAAAUCGAACACGGCUGCGGCAGGAAGUACCAAGUGUACGCCAUCCACACCAGCAAGGCCUGCAACAUCCUCAGCAAACACACCACCCUCAUCCCCGUCGACCUGGACACCAACGAGUACCUGCACACCUGCAUCGAGUACAUCCACCCAGGCGACGGCUUUAAAAGAGGCUCGCGCUCCAAUUCGGGGAGCAGGAAGAACCGGGCUUACUCGGUGGGACUGGGCCGCUCGCAGUCUGGCGGCGUGUCGGAGGACGCGGAGGACGCCGCCACGCAUAACAGUGUGGACGACGCCGUCUCUCCCUGCAGCACGCCGUCCUCGUCCGGCUGGGAGAGAUGCAGUUUUACAGAAGUGACCCAAAGGAGUCCAUCGGUGACGUCAGACCAGUCUCAGAAAUCGGCGGAGGGUCUUUUUUCUGCCAGGUUGGCACUGAGCAGGACUCGCCUCCUGACCAGGGCCGCCAGAGGGUUCAUGAGCCGGUCCCACAGCAAGUCGGCGGAGUCCAUGGGCGAGGGCGAGAACGAGAACAAGGACUACAUUCCUCUGGUGUCGCUGCAGCUGGCGUGCGGCGCCUUCCCGCUGGACGCCGCCCUGUGCGACGCCAUCAACGUGCCCAUGGACAAGCUGAAGUGGCGCUCCCCCUUCAGCAGCCACCGCAGCAGCCUGGGCCGCCGCACAGAGAGCGCCGAAGAUGAGCCGUGUGACCCGCCGGCGUGCGCGGACGCUGCGGAGGCGGCCCACGGCGGGGCGCUGGACCCGGAGUGCCUGGUGUGGGCGACGGCGGUGGCCCUGGCCUGGCUGGAGCACAGCUCCGCCAGCUACUUCAUCGAGUGGGAGCUGUUGGCCGCCAAGGCCAGCAUGUGGCUGGACGACCAGGACGUACCGGAAGGCCGAGACGUGGCGUCGGUGAAGGCCGCCGCCAACCAGCUCUUCAUCAUCCUCAGACACUGGGAGGACAACCUGCAGCUCAACAUGCUGUGCUACAACCCCAACAGUGUGUGAGCGACACACACACCUCUGUCUGUCUGUCUGUCUGUCUGUCUGUCUGUCUGUGUGUGUGUCUGUCUGUCUGUCUGUCUGUCUGUGUGUCUUACCCCUCUAAACAUAUCAGCGUCAGUACGUUUACAUGCACUCCAUUAACGUUUACUCUCGCAGUAUACUUGUUAUGUUCAUAGGGGGCGCUAUUUCCUUUUAUUACCACCCCCAACAUAUGGCGCUUGGUAAUGCAGCAUGCGCUUUUGUACACUCACCGUUUUCACACGCGCGGGUCAAUGUUUCCAUGACGACGGCGACCGGUUUCACUUCAUAUACCGGGACUCAAACGGUUAAUCGACUUAUUUGAUUAGGAAAAAAAACAACUUUGAUUCGUAUUAUGUUGCUUCCGUUAGUCGUUUAAUUAAUGUAACCAGUAAGAAUCUGAUAAAAAAUCCGUAAAAAGAAGGUGGAACAAGUUGAAUAGAAGGUAAACGAUGGUAAAAGCAGGUAAUAAAGUGAAAACAAAGGUAAAAGAAGGAAUAUGGAUUGUAAAACUCAGGUAAAAAUAGAAGUUAGAAGUAGUAAAUAAAAGGUAAACGGAGAACUAUAGAAGGUAAAAUAAGCUAAAUAAAAGAUAAAAGAAGUAAUAUAGAAGGUAAAAUAAGUUCAGUAGAAGGUAAAGAAGCUAAAUAAAGGGUAAAAGAAGGAAUACAAAAGGUAAAAGUGAAGUAGAAAAAGGGGAAAAAGAAGUUAGAAGUAAUAAAUAAAAGGUAAACCAAGGAAUAUAGAAGUUAAAAUAAGUUAAAUAGAAGGUAAAAGAAGCUAAAUAAAAGGUAAAAGAAGGAAUAGCAGGUAAAAGUCAGGUAAAAAAGGGGAAAAUAGAAGUUAGAAGUAGUAAAUAAAAGGUAAACGAAGGAGUAAAAAUGUUAAAAUAAGUUAAAUGGAAGGUAAAGAAGCAAAAAAAAAAAAAGGUAAAACAAGGAAUAUAAAAGGUAAAAUAAGGUCAAUAGAAGGUAAAAUAACCUAAAUAAAAGGUAAAAGAAGGAAUAUUGAAGGCAAAAGUCAGGUUAAAACGGGGAAACAGAAGUUAGAAGUAGUAAAUAAAAGGUAAACGAAGAAUUAUAGAAGGUAAACUAAGCUAAACAAAAGGUAAAAGAAGGAAUAUAGAAGGUAAAAUAAGUUCAGUAGAAGGUAAAGAAGCUAAAUAAAAGGUAAAAGAAGGAAUAUAGAAGGUAAAAGUCAAGUAUAAGAGGGGAAAAUGAAGUCAGAAGUAAUAAAUAAAAGGUAAACGAAGGAAUAUAGAAGGUAAAAUAAGUUAAAUAGAGUGUCAAAGAUGCUAAAUAAAAGGUAAAAGAAGGAAUAUAGAAGGUAAAAUAAGGUACAAAAAAAAAGGGGGACAUAGAAGUUAGAAUUAGUACAUAAAAGGUAAACGGAAGAAUAUGGAAGGUAAAAUAAGUUAAAUAGAAGGUAAAGAAGCUAAAUAAAGGGUAAAAGAAGGAAUAUAGAAGGUAAAAGUCAAGUAGAAAAAGGGGAAAAAGAAGUUAGAAGUAAUAAAUAAAAGGUAAACAAAGAAUAUAGAAGGUAAAAAGUUAAAUAGAGUGUCAAAGAUGCUAAAUAAAAGGUAAAAGAAGGACUAUAAAAGGUAAAAUAAUGUAAAUGGAAGGUUAAAGAAAGUAAAAGAAGGAAUAUAGAAGGUAAAAGUCAGGUAAUAAAACGGGAAAUAGAAGUUAGAAGUAGUAAAUAAAAGGUAAACAGAGGAAUAUAGAAGGUUAAAGAAGUUAAAUAGAAGGUCAAAGAAGCUAAAUAAAAGGUAAAAGAAGGAAUAUAGAAGGUAAAAUAAGUUAAAUAGAAGGUUAAAGAAGGAAUAUAGAAGGUAAAAGUCAGGUAAUAAAAGGGGAAAUAGAAGUUAAAAGUAUUAAGUAAAAGGUAAAUGGAGGAAUAUAGAAGGUAAAAUAAGUUAAAUAGAAGGUAAAAGAAGCUAAAUAAAAGGUAAAAGAAAGAAUAUAGAAGGUAAAAGUCAGGUAAAAAAGGGGAAAAUAGAAGUUAGAAGUAGUAAAUAAAAGGUAAACGAAGGAGUAUAGAAGGUAAAAUAAGUUAAAUAGAAGGUAAAGAAGCUUAAAAAAAAAGGUAAAAGAAGGAAUAUAGAAGGUAAAAGUCAGGUAAAAAAAGGGGAAAUAGUAGUUAGAAGUAGUAAAUAAAAGGUAAACGGAGGAAUAUAGACGGUAAAAGAAGUUACAUAGAAGGUCAAAGAAGCUAAAUAGAAGGUAAAAGAAGGAAUAUAGAAGGUAAAAUAAGUUCAAUCAAAUGUUUAAAAAAGGAAUACAGAAAGUAAAACAAGGUUUGUUUGUUUUAUUGCAGUAUUUUUCAUCCACCUGAAGUGUUUUUAAUCUACAAAACCCAAAAGCAGUGAAGUUGUCACGUUGUGUAAAUGGUAAAUAAAAAGAGAAUACAAUGAUUUGCAAAUCCUUUUUAACUUAUAUUCAAUUGAAUAGACUGCAAAGACAAGACAUUUAAUGUUCACACUGGUAAACUUUGUUAUUUUUUGCAAAUAUUAGCUCAUUUGGAAUUUGAUGCCUGCGACAUGUUUCAAAAAAGCUGGCACAAGUGGCAAAAAAGAUUGAGAAAGUUGAGGAAUGCUCACCAAACACUUAUUUGGAACAUUCCACAGGUGAACAGGCUAAUUGGGAACAGGUGGGUGCCAUGAUUGGGUAUAAAAGCAGAUUCCAUGAAAUGCUCAGUCAUUCACAAACAAGGAUGGGGCGAGGGUCACCACUUUGUCAACAAAUGCCUGAGCAAGGAAUUUAAGGGAUUUCACCAUCUACGGUCUGUAAUAUCAUCAAAAGGUUCAGAGAAUCUGGAGAAAUCACUGCACGUAACAUUGAAUGCCCAUGACCUUCGAUUCCUCAGGCGGUACUGCAUCAAAAAGCAACAUCAGUGUGUAAAGGAUAUCACCACAUGGGCUCAGGAACACUUCAGAAGACCACUGCCAGUAACUACAGUUGGUUGCUACAUCUGUAAGUGCAAGUUAAAACUCUACCAUGCAAAGCCAAAGCCAUUUAUCAACAACACCCAGAAACGCUUCGCUGGGCUCGAGUUCAUCUAAAGUGGACUGAUGCAAAUUGGAAAAGUGUUCUGUGGUCUGACGAGUCCACAUUUCAGAUUGUUUUUGGAAACUGUGGACAUUGUGUCCUCCGGACCAAAGAGGAAAAGAACCAUCCGGAUUGUUCUAGGCGCAAAAUUGAAAAGCCAGCAUCUGUGAUGGUAUGGGGGUGUAUUAGUGCCCAAGACAUGGGUAACUUACACAUCUGUGAAGGCACCAUUACUGCUGAAAGGUACAUACAGGCUUUGGAGCAACAUAUGUUGCCAUCCAAGCAACGUUAUCAUGGACGCCCCUGCUUAUUUCAGCAAGACAAUGCCAAGCCAGGUGUUACAACAGCGUGGCUUCGUAGUAAAAGAGUGCAGGUACUAGACUGGCCUGCCUGUAGUCCAGACCUGUCUCCCAUUGAAAAUGUGUGGUGCAUUAUGAAGCCUAAAAUACCACAACGGAGACCCCCGGACUGUUGAACAACUUAAGCUGUACAUCAAGCAAGAAUGGGAAAGGAUUCCACCUGAGAAGCUUCAAAAAUGUGUCUCCUCAGUUCCCAAACGUUUACUGAGUGUUGUUAAAAGGAAAGGCCAUGUAACACAGUGGUAAAAAUGCCCCUGUGACAACUUUUUUGGCAAUGUGUUGCUGCCAUUAAAUUCUAAGUUCAUGAUUAUUUGCACCAAAAAAAAGAAGUUUCUCAGU
This is a messenger RNA of Entelurus aequoreus (snake pipefish), 7515 nucleotides long. It is a transcript of the gene vwa5b1, whose product is annotated as von Willebrand factor A domain containing 5B1. Bases 207 to 3755 code for a protein of 1182 amino acids. The record is from RefSeq and is a predicted model, not a curated record. NCBI's taxonomy places the organism in Eukaryota, Metazoa, Chordata, Actinopteri, Syngnathiformes, Syngnathidae. The transcript has 22 exons.